UAUAAGACACACCCACACCCACACCUACACCUACACAGGACCAUCAUCUUACUACCUCGACUCUAUCAUGGUACUACUACUACCUGCUCGACCCCCAACGUCAAAGUUUACUGCACCAUGCCACAGACCACCCAAGCCGUUCUCCGAUUCGGAGACGAGUACCAAGCCUACCUCGACAAGGAGUACCCCUUGACGGACCGUCCAGGUUUCGCCGUGUCUACCGUUCGGCCUUCUCAAGUCUUGCAAUUUCCAGGGGUCACUUUCGAGUCCACCAUGAUGGUCCGUAGGCUUAUGGAGGAGAACGAUCGGAGGUUCAAUAUAUUCGGUCGACCUUCUUUUGCUCACAAUCACUUGCCUCAUCACAUCCUGACCUCAUACUCCCUCGGAGCGUCGCCCAAGCAUUUACAGGCCACUUUCGAGGCCAAUGUCAAGGCCAUGGCUCCUUUGCCCGCUCCGAACAUGGAGGGCGACGAGUCUGACCAAAAGGGCAAGGAGACCAAGGAGUCUGCCGUUGGGAGCGAUGCGAAAGAGCUUAUCAUCAAUCAAGAUAAUUGGCAUGACACAAAGCUUUUGGGCGUCAAAGAUCACUAUCCAGCCUACCUUCUUUUCUUCCAUAAAGAGAUCGAGCGUAUCGGUGGGAUGGAGACGUUGGAAAAGUAUUUCUUCUCCUCGGCUGCCAAUUCGGGCGGUAAACAGAACAAGAAAGGACCCCGCAUGUUCACCCGCCUAUUCUCGGGAGCGUUCCAUCCGUGGAUUCACCUCGGGUUCGCCUUGGAAUUCCGGGACCAGGUGACCCUCGCCGAAGCGUUCGCACAAGCUGCCAUCCAUGCGGGCGAGGAGCUCGGCUGUGCGUUUCCUGACAACUGGCCGACGGUGCCUUCGGCCAAAAGUCAUGCAAGGAGGAGGUCGUCCCAGACUAUCGAUACCGAUGCGUCCUUCAUCGAUCCGAGGAGGACUCAGGUGUCGGCUUCGAACAUGACGGGAAUGAUGGGCAACUUGCAUUCGAACACGACCCCCUUGACAUUUUCGACCUCGGUUACCACUGGAUACCGUAACCUCGCUCACGUCUCGCUUUUGGAGAUCUACGCCGAGCUUUGUGAAUCCAAAGACAUUGAGAUUCCAGCUUACGAUCCGGACAUGUCCAUCAACGAACGUCUAGCCGCCGUCGUGAAAGGAGACCAAGGCGAAAAGAUCCGGAAAAUCGCCGACAAGUGGGGUCUGACCGAGGGCGAGUUGGUCAAGGCGGGCGAAGCGGACGGGUGGGCGAGGAGGGUAGAAGAGCUGCACAUUUUGUGUACCUUGUUGGCUGUCGGUACAGGAAGGGCGGGCAAAGAGACCAGGGUAGACUUCUUCCUGAUGCACUGCUUGACAUCGUCGAUCUUCUUGUCCUCGGUGCUCGUCCAUCUCACCCCACCUCACCGACUGGUCAUCCUCAAGUCAUACCUUACGGUCGUACUCGUUACCGCCCUGUCUCGAGGUAGACCACGGAUCGACCCCGAGAUUGUCCUAGCGCAUACGGCUUUCCCGUCUCCACGAAAGGUCGCCAAAAGCAAUGACGCACCUGGAAAAGACGUCGAGGGGUUGGAUGAAGAGACCGAGACAAUCGGCAAGUUGGAGGACAGCACGUAUGGCAAUUUCUGGACUGGGGUGGUCGAUAAUGCACUGCAUGCACAUGGUAUGUCGCAUGGUCGCAAACGGAUAGCAGGUUGAUCGCUCGUAUUUCAUCACGUUCUGCCCUUUCAGAUUCGCACAUCAUCAAGUCGGUCAGAUCGCUUCUGCUCUACUCUCGCCUCUACGGCCAUCUACCUCCAGGAGGUCUGCUUGGGAGCUACAAGGGCAAUUCCAAAGAAGAGACCCUUUCCGGUAUUUCCAAGCUCGGAGGAGACAUCUUUGCCCGUGCAGUGUCCGUCAUCUUCGAACAGACUGGUUGGGCUCAGGAUCGGGCUCAGAGCGGGGACGAGGACUUCUGGGAUUUCAGUGCGUUGGGGUAUGACGAAGCAUGGAAAGAGCCGAAAAAGAAGGAAGACAAGAAGUGAAGGCUCAAUCGGGAUCACACACAUCGCUCGUGUACAAUACACAAACAUCUCGCAAUCUGUAUGUACAUCGGUUACUUUUGUCAAACAAGUGUAUGAAAAAA
Molecule: messenger RNA, 2137 nt
Organism: Filobasidium floriforme
Lineage: Eukaryota; Fungi; Basidiomycota; Tremellomycetes; Filobasidiales; Filobasidiaceae
Exons: 4
Coding region: 118-1710 (530 amino acids)
Molecular function (GO): oxidoreductase activity
Source: RefSeq, a predicted model, not a curated record